ACUAUUUUCUAAAAAUGUGAAAAAAUAGAGCGCACAUACCUUUGCACUAUUACGAAAACGGAAUGUUUUUUUUGACGUGCCUAUGGGCGCAUGGUGUUGCUCAAAGGCACUUCAACAGCAGCCAGGAAGCAAACGAGCACCUCUAGUAGUGAUUUGAGUUUGACUUAGAAUAGAAAUGAAGUUGAAUGCCAAACACGCAAGUGGCUUAAGUACAAAAAGAAGGAGGCACAUUCGAGGAAUGUCAUUUUGGGGAAGAGGUCAGUGUCUUAGGGCUGCCUGGCUUCCAAAAACAGUGCACCCACCGCCACCCCGCACCCACCCCUCAUCGUGGCGUGGCCCUGAACUUCUAAGAAGUCUUGUUCCCGUUAUCCCAUUAAAGGGUUAUGUCUGCUUUUGGCUCCUGCCAAGAUCAAGUAGAUUAAGUUCACCCUCGCUCAGACAGGAGCGUUUCAGAUCGUCAGCGAACGUCCCCCUCGGCUCAUUCGUUUCUCGCCGGAGCUCGUCUGUAUCGCCGCAAUCCUCGGAGCCUGCCUGCCUGCCGGCAUGGGCGCCCACGGCUCCAACCUGGACGACAUCUUGGAGGAGGACAUGCACCACUGGUACACCAAGUUCAUGAGGGAGUCGCCGUCGGGCCUCAUCACGCUCUUCGAGCUGAAGACCAUGCUGGAGAUGAACGGCAUGACGGAGGAGGCCAGCAGCUACGUGGACCAGGUCUUCUUUACCUUUGACAUGGACGGGGACGGCUACAUCGACUUUGUGGAGUACAUCGCUGCCAUCAGUCUUCUCCUUAAGGGAGAAGUCAACCAGAAGCUCAAGUGGUACUUUAAGCUUUUCGACCAGGACGGAAACGGCAAAAUCGACAAAGAUGAAAUGGAGACCAUCUUCAAGGCCAUUCAAGACAUUACCAGGAGCUAUGAAAUUCCCCCUGAAGAGAUCGUCACGCUCAUCUAUGAGAGGAUCGACGUCAACGGGGAAGGUGAGCUGACCCUGGAGGAGUUCAUCAGUGGUGCUCGGGAGCACGCAGACAUCAUGGAGAUGCUCACCAAGAUGAUGGACCUCACCCACGUACUGGAGAUCAUCAUCAUGGGACAACGCAAGGAGUCCAAAUAAGGAGCCGGGCGGAACGCCGCCCAAUUGAAAGUGUACACUGCCCCCCGGUGGAAGGAGGCCCGGCUUCUCAUGGGACAACGCCUUUUUGUUUUUCUAUUGGUAAAUUCUGGAGGUUCCUUUGAGAAGCUGAGAAAAUGGCGACACGGACCCGGGGACGCUGCCGGUCUGCUUUGCUACAAUGCAGUCAAUCAAGAGGCCUCAGAAGGAAGGAACCCGACUCAUUUGAAGCAAGGCCCCGGUAGCUUAAGUGAAAGGUCAAAAUGGGUUCUUUUAUUUCCACCGAUCACAAUUGACGACGGAUCGUCUUCAAACUCGCAUGGGUGGCUGUUCGCCAUCCAGGUGGGAUUCUUAGUAAUUUUGAAUGCUGACAGGCUGAGAUAUAGUCGUUGAAGUCAUUUUUAAAAAUC
This is a messenger RNA of Hippocampus comes (tiger tail seahorse), 1517 nucleotides long. It is a transcript of the gene guca1c, whose product is annotated as guanylate cyclase activator 1C. The transcript is spliced from 4 exons. The record is from RefSeq and is a predicted model, not a curated record. Lineage: Eukaryota; Metazoa; Chordata; Actinopteri; Syngnathiformes; Syngnathidae. Gene Ontology annotation, molecular function: calcium ion binding; calcium sensitive guanylate cyclase activator activity. The coding region runs from base 544 to 1110 and encodes 188 amino acids.